Molecule: messenger RNA, 1581 nt
Organism: Momordica charantia (bitter melon)
Lineage: Eukaryota; Viridiplantae; Streptophyta; Magnoliopsida; Cucurbitales; Cucurbitaceae
Product: Translation elongation factor EF1B/ribosomal protein S6 family protein
Biological process (GO): translation
Cellular component (GO): ribosome; small ribosomal subunit
Molecular function (GO): small ribosomal subunit rRNA binding; structural constituent of ribosome
Source: RefSeq, a predicted model, not a curated record
AUCAAGUUCUGCCGUUUCCUUGUUCGUUUCGUAUCGGAUAAACUGCCGAACCUCCGAUUCCACAGCCCAUUCUCAAACGUCGAAUUUUCGCUCCAUGGUCAUGGAGUCUCUGCCUUUCUCCUCUGCUUCUAUGGCUUAUCCUGCUGCUGCUUUAAAGAUUCACGCUGUGGCGCUUCCAAAUGGCUUCUGGGAAACGCGAAACCGUUGCUGUGUUUUUCCGAACCUAUACUCUUCCUUUCGCACUCUGAAGCUACCAACUGGAUUUACAAGAAAAUCCGCCAUUGUCGCCGCAAAGAAGACCCAUGCUAACACUAACAAGGAAGAUACUCACCGCUCCGUACCCAGACCUGAUGAGUCUACGCGGUUUUUCCCUGAAGCUGUCCUGCUUAAGGAGAAAAGGGUUGCAGAAGAUGGUAAAUUCCUCCCCGAGUUUGCUGAUGCAGAAGAAGAAGAGCUUUAUGAAUAUUUGAACCUUCAGUUGGAAAGUGAAUCGAAAGUUGAAGAAAUGCGUCACUAUGAGGUGGUCUAUUUAAUUCAUGAGAAGAAUGCAGAAGAGGUCGAGACUGUAAAUGUGAAAGUUCAAGAGUUUUUAAGGGAGAAGAAAGGGAAGGUAUGGAGACUGAGUGAUUGGGGAAUGCGAAGACUUGCAUACAAGAUAAAGAAAGCUAAAUAUGCACAUUACAUAUUGAUGAAUUUUGAACUGGAAGCCAAAUGGAUUAAUGAAUUUAAGAGCAUGUUAGAUAUGGAUGAAAGAAUAAUUCGACAUCUUGUGAUUAAGAGAGACGCUGCUAUCACAGAAGAUUGCCCUCCACCUCCCGAGUUUCACACCCUUCGUGCAGGCGUAGAUGAUGACAGUGAAGAAGAUGAGAUGGAUGAUUAUGAGAGCGAGGAUGAAAUGGAUUGGGAUGAUGAGGAUGAGGAUGAGGAUGAGGAUGAGUUGGAUGAUUAUGGUGAUGACAUUGAGGAUGGGGUUAUUGUCGUCAACACUGUUGACGAUGAGGAUGACGAUGAUGAUGGGGGCGGGAGUAAGGCGUACAAAUCAGCUGCUACAGGCAACAGAGGCUCGAGAAAUAGGAGAAGUGAGAAGGUAAAUGGAUAAUGUUGAUUUUGGGGGUAAAAGUUGAGUUGAGUUUCAUGUAAUGAGGCUUUGUUGUAGCUGCAUUAGAUGUUGUUGUUGUCCAGUAAUGGCAUUUGGGCCGUGAAGGCAUUGAGUUGUGGUGAUGGACAUUUUGGUUCAGUUGAGAUGUGAAGUUACAGAAAGUAGCACUAUUUUUCCUGAACUCUAUGGCCUUCCAUUUAAAGGUUUGGUGGUUUCAACUGUAAGGUCAUGUCAAUGAACACCAUGUGCUCAAGCUCAUCGUGAUGAUGCAUGACAUCUUCACCACUAGUGUUUCUCCAUGGGAGGGGAAUUAGGUGCCUAUUUUGGGGAUGGGUCUGACGAUCCAUCUUAUUAGGAAUCGAGAUGUCAAAAGAAGUGUAUAAUAGUUCUCUCAAGGAAAGGAGUAGAUAUGAAUUAUGCUCAUGUUGGCUAUAAUUUAAUAACAACUUUGAGGUUACAAAAUGAGACGUAUGGUUUUGUUA